Nannizzia gypsea CBS 118893 is the source of this 756-nucleotide messenger RNA. RefSeq lists its product as hypothetical. The transcript has 2 exons. NCBI's taxonomy places the organism in Eukaryota, Fungi, Ascomycota, Eurotiomycetes, Onygenales, Arthrodermataceae. Bases 1 to 756 code for a protein of 251 amino acids. The record is from RefSeq and is a predicted model, not a curated record.
AUGAACACAACACCCAAAACAGAAGACCUCCAGGCACAGGAGCCCCCUUCAUACGCACGGAAUCCCUCGGAACACGACCAACUGCCCCCGGAAACGCUACUACUUGCCGGUGAUGCUAUACAUAGCACAUCCAGGCCAGCCUCUUGUUCUAUUCCUCUAUACAAGCUUUCCCUUGAUAUUGGCUUCCUACGCAAGAAUAACACAAAAGUUGAGCUCUCUCGCUUUGAACAUCGCAUCCACAACCGUAAUACUACGGGCUCCCCAGAAGUGAGCGCUCAACCAAGGCACAUCUUCAACUUAACUCGGCCUCCAACCAUUACUGCACCAUCGUUCGAAUAUCAUCUCGAGUCUACCUCUAGCGGUAGCCUAGGCCAUAUUGGCUUGAAAAGAUACCAUCACGUUCUCUCUUCGGGAUAUCAGGCUUGGAAAGCAACAAUAGCCCAUUCCGGUGCUGAUCUAGAAGCUAAAGAUAUUAUCUUCACAGCAAAGGCACAGCAUAAAGGACAAUACGAAUGGUGCAAAGCCGGAGAUGGUUAUAUUCUGGCGUACGACACGAUUGACGAUGGUAUUUUCCGCUUAGAAAUCAUUAGGCCCAUGCCUCAAAAUCAGCGCGAUGCCCUAGUUGGUGUCUGGUGUUUGAGAAUCUGGAGGGAGAUCGCUAAUUCUAACGUAGAGCCAUUAAGCUUGGAUGAAUUCAAGCGCAUUAUGCAAACACGGACCUACAACUCUUCCUUUAGAGCCGGUUGGGGCGUAUAA